AUGGCUUUGAGGCAUUCGGUCAACAGGGUGGGUUUGAUCCCCCGUAGAGCAUUCUCUACUGCUGCAACCAGGUUGCAAGAGCAGGGAAGACCUUUGGUUCCUCCAACCUUGAAGGAAAGAAUAAAGAACGCAAAAAUAACCAUACGUCGUGAUGUCACAUUAGGAGGAUUGUACCAUGCAGAGGCCGAAAGGUUGAGAGUUAUUCCCAAGUUGAAAACCUUUUUCGGAGGUAUUCCGGUUCAUGAAGAGAACAUGAACGAGUUAAACGCCAUAAUACGGAAGUAUAUCAACCUUCCAACCAGAUUACUUACUGAUGAAGAACUUCGUGCCACCAAAUUCAUCUCGUUUGAAACAUACAAAGAAAUGACCCAGUCUGGUACCAGAUUCAAGGCUUUGCAUUUCAAGGAAUUGACUCAAGCUUUGCAUAGAUUAAGAAGUAUCGAUUCACAAUUAAUGCCCAAGGAAGUUUCUGAAGUAUUGGAAAAGUACAGAAACAACUCAGGUGACUCCCUCACAUUAACCCAAAAAGAAAAGACUCUUGACGAAUUCGGUAGAGCCUUUGGUAAGGCCAAGAGAAAGGCCUCCAGUGCUGAAGUCCAAGUUGUGAGAGGAGAGGGGGAGAUCUUGGUCAAUGGUAGAUCUGUCACUGAUUACUUCCCAAGAGACUCAGACCGUCAAAAAUUGGCCUACCCAUUCAAGGUGAUCGGUCAAGAGGGUGGUUACAACAUCUUCGCUACCGUCAGCGGAGGUGGUGUUUCCGGGCAAGUUGAAGCUGUGAUGUACGCUGUUGCAAAGGCAUUGAUUGUUUUCAACCCCUUACUCAAGCCUAGAUUGAAGAAGGCCGGUUUGAUGACCAGUGACAGCAGAAUUGUGGAGAGAAAGAAGCCGGGUAAGGUCAAGGCCAGAAAGUCUCCAACCUGGGUUAAGCGUUAG
Molecule: messenger RNA, 933 nt
Organism: Suhomyces tanzawaensis NRRL Y-17324
Lineage: Eukaryota; Fungi; Ascomycota; Pichiomycetes; Serinales; Debaryomycetaceae
Gene: MRPS9
Product: mitochondrial 37S ribosomal protein uS9m
Exons: 1
Coding region: 1-933 (310 amino acids)
Biological process (GO): translation
Cellular component (GO): ribosome; mitochondrial small ribosomal subunit
Molecular function (GO): RNA binding; structural constituent of ribosome
Source: RefSeq, a predicted model, not a curated record